AUGCGCAAGCGGAACCUGUCGGCGAGCUGGAAGCUUUCGCAGACGCUUCUCGGCGAGGGAGAGGAGGACGAGCCGCCCAUCCUGGAGGAGCUCGGGAUCAACUUUUCGCACAUCGUCUCCAAGACGCGCGCGGUGCUGUGGCCGCGCCGGUCCAAGCUCGACCAGGAGGCGACCGACAGCGCCGGACGCUGCGGGCGACACGUGAUCGACGACUCGGACUUUGCGGGCCCGCUCAUCUUUUGCUUUGCGCUGGCGGCGGUGCUGCUGCUCAAGGGCAAGGUCCAGUUCUCGUACAUAUACGUCGUGUUUGUGACGGGCCUGCUCGCGCUUUGGGCGGUGCUCAACCUCAUGUCAAUGAAGGGUAUCGACAUCUACCGCACCGCCUCCGUCCUCGGCUACUGCCUGCUGCCGAUCGUGCUGCUCGCCGCCCUCUCGCUCCCGCUCGACCUGACCGGCGCGUGGGGGGCGCUCUUCGUGCCGCUGACGGUGUUUUGGUGCUCCAACGCCGCCGCCCUCUUCUUCGUCAUCAUCCUGCAGGCGGACGACCAGCGGUGGCUCCUCCUCUAUCCCGUGAUGCUCUUCUACACCGGCUUCGCCCUCAUCACCAUCUUUUGA
Emiliania huxleyi CCMP1516 is the source of this 615-nucleotide messenger RNA. RefSeq lists its product as hypothetical. The record is from RefSeq and is a predicted model, not a curated record. Gene Ontology annotation, biological process: vesicle fusion with Golgi apparatus; endoplasmic reticulum to Golgi vesicle-mediated transport. Lineage: Eukaryota; Haptophyta; Isochrysidales; Noelaerhabdaceae. The coding region runs from base 1 to 615 and encodes 204 amino acids. Gene Ontology annotation, cellular component: trans-Golgi network. The transcript is spliced from 3 exons.